AUGCCCGGCCCCUACAUGCCUGGUCGCAGGCAGGCCGAGCAGCAGUACUACCACCACCACAUGCCGCCCCAGACACACUCGCCCGUCCACCACAACCCCUAUGCCGCGCCCUUCCACCACCUGCAGCAGUAUGGCCCUCCCCACGCCUAUCCCCAGCACAUGCAGCCCAUGCAGCAGUGGUAUCCGUACCAGCAGCCCCCGCCGCCCCCGCCCCAGUAUGCCAUGCCGCCGCGCCAGUUCCAGCCCCAGCCUCAUGCCUCGCCCGUCGUCGUCUCGUCGCACCUGCACAUGGUGCCGCCCGUGAACCGCGCCAUGGGCCAGACGCCCCCCAUUGUCCAUUCACGCACCCCGCCCGUCGCUCGCCUGCCGACCCCUCAGCAGCCGCCCUCGACGCCUGCGCUCCACUCGCACGUCCACGUGCCCGUGCCGACUCCCCAGCCGCCGACCGCCCUCGACAGCCCGCCCUCUGCUGUCGAGUCCAAGCAGCCGCCGCCGCCAGCCCCGUCCACCCCGCACUCCAUCACGUUCAAGCCAUUCUAUCCGCCCCUGCCCUGGCUGUCUGUGCCCGAGUCCGACUUCCCCGCGCGCGCUUCACGACCAAGGAGACGGCGAAGGGCCCCGGUGUCGACCGAGGAGCAGUCUCUGGCUCUGCCCUCGCGCGAACAGGCCGGCGACCAGGAUGCUUCCAACGAGUCCGACGAAGACACAGAGGGCAACAGAACCCCGACUGAAGAACCCGAGGAGUCCCAGGCGUCCACGGUUGCGGGGCCCUCUGACGCCGAAGUCGACACUCCCUCUACCUCGCACCCCCCUUCAGAAGUCGAUUUGGCCCAGUCUACAGCCCCGUCCGCCACCACACCAUCGAGCACACAACAAGCUGUCCCGCCCGUGGAUGCUGUGAAGAAGCACGCCCGCAACCCAACCAUACCCGCUGUGCCCCGUGUUCCAAUCAAGGCUGUGAACGCAUCCAGUGCAGCUUCCACCACGCAGCAGUCUGUCAAAUCACCCGCCGCACCUCAACCAGACGUGUCACAGGUGGGCGACGUGGCAGCUGCCCCCCAAGAUUCAGGCGCAAAUGCCCAAGAAAAGCCCAAGCCAGCCGCGCCCAAGUCGUGGGCAGAGCUGUUGCGGGCAAAGAACGCCUCCAAAGCAGCCCAGCCAGUUGCCCCGCCAAGCAACUCUGUGCCCACUACUACUAAUGGACCUGUUGUACAAAAGAGCAAUACCCUUGCCGAUGUCCUGGCCUCUUUUUCAGUCGAUUCGGAGAACAAGGUUUCGUUUAUUGAGCCGCGUGGUCUUGUCAACUCUGGCAACUUGUGUUAUAUGAAUUCGAUUCUCCAAGUGCUUCUUUUCUGCGUCCCAUUCUACGAUUUCCUUGACCAGGUUGCGAAGCGCGCUGUGCACAGUUUCAAGUCCGAGACACCCCUUAUAGACGCCAUGAUUAUGUUCCUGCGCGAUUUCAAACUUAUUGAUUCCGCCGCUACUGUUGAGCAACUCCGUCUGCGAUUGAAGAAUAACGAUGUAGAGCAAUACGGUGACCCACUGGCUCCCGAGUACGUAUACGACGUCACCAAGCGCCUGCCUCGCUUCGAUAACAUGAAGAGGGGUCAGCAGGAAGACGCUGAAGAAUUUCUGGGCUUCUUGCUUGCUGGUCUGCACGACGAAUGUGUUCAGAUAAUCAAGAGUGGAAAACAGAGCCAGCCUGGAGGCACUGCUACAUCUGACAAGAGCGAGCGAUCAGGUUCCAUUGACGGGGGCUGGGAAGAAGUCGGUCCCAAGCAGAAGACGGCCGUCACCCAAAACUCUGGAGCAAUUGACAUUGAAAGCCCCAUUACCAAAAUAUUUGGUGGCAAGCUACGCUCAGAGUACAAGAGGCCCGGUGAAAAGGCUUCAGUCACGCUUGAGCCAUACCAACCACUUCAACUCGACAUUGGUGAGCCCAACACCAAUAACAUUACCGACGCCCUCAAGAACCUCACGCGAUUGGAGACACUGGAUGGCGCCGCUCGUGGCGCCAAGGCAUCGACAAAGCAAGUGCACAUUGAAUCGCUGCCGCCCGUGUUGAUACUCCACCUGAAGCGUUUCCACUACGAUGAGAAGGGUCCACAGAAGAUUUGGAAGAAGAUUGGAUACCCUCUGGAAUUGGAGCUUCCCAAGGAGGUAUUUCCGCUGCACAAGCGAGGAAGCUACCAGGUCCAAGGCGGAUUUCCUCGGUACAGGCUCACUGGUGUUGUCUACCACCACGGCAAGAACGCCAGUGGCGGUCACUACACGGUGGAUCUACGACGACAGGAAGGAAAGGAGUGGAUCCGCAUGGACGACACCAUCAUCCGCCGCAUCCGCGCCGAAGAAGUUGCCGAAGGUGGCGCUGAAGAAGAUCCCAAGGUGUUGGCUGCUGCCCUCGAGCAGCACAAGAGCGAUGCUGGGAAGAACAAGAACUUCUUUGCCCAGAUCGACAUGGACGAGGACGAGGCUGACAAAGGAGGCUGGAACCAGGUCAAUGGGUCUGAGAAACAGAAGGAUGGCACCAAGAAGUGGAGUGGUGUGGUCAACGGCGCAGCCACGCCGACGUCAACAGGCAAGAGGACGCCGCUCCCCAAGGAAAACGUGCGGGACAACAAGGUGGCGUAUAUCUUGUUCUACCAGCGCAUUGAAGCCUGAACACGGACCAGGGUGAAAUGUGGUGGGGAAAGAUUCAACACGAAUAUGACAUGAAGAGCCAUCUUGUUAUGACUUGGACAAAAAGUAAUAGAAGAUGGGAGGUGCGCGGAGGCGUGGGGAUGACCAGGGCCGAGUCAUGAAAAGUCGCAAUUAGCAGCAGUAGUAGCAGCAGCAGCAGCAUCGCUUUGGCACGGUGCACAAAAGAGUGGGUGGAGGGGAAAAAAAAGUAUUUCGUGUCGGUUGAUA
This is a messenger RNA of Exserohilum turcica Et28A, 2907 nucleotides long. RefSeq lists its product as uncharacterized. NCBI's taxonomy places the organism in Eukaryota, Fungi, Ascomycota, Dothideomycetes, Pleosporales, Pleosporaceae. The record is from RefSeq and is a predicted model, not a curated record. Gene Ontology annotation, cellular component: cytosol; nucleus. Bases 1 to 2661 code for a protein of 886 amino acids. Gene Ontology annotation, biological process: protein deubiquitination. Gene Ontology annotation, molecular function: cysteine-type endopeptidase activity; cysteine-type deubiquitinase activity. The transcript has 2 exons.